UGUAGGAAGUGUUUAGCGAUGCGCGGGAGUUUAUUGUUGCUGUCUAGAGUUAGAUGUCGUAUUAAUUUUCCUCUUUCAUUUAAAUAAACAGCAGCACAGGGAUUUGCAUAGAAUGGCUCAGCUAAACGAAGUGGACUUACCGCCAAACCUGUCAUGUCUCAAAAGCAUAGACACUCUCCUUCGUUGUCCUAUCUGCUUUGAUUUUCUCAACAUCACCAUGAUGACCCAGUGUUCUCACAACUUUUGUUCUCUGUGCAUACGGAAGUUUCUCUUCUAUAAGUUGUUGUGUCCUGUUUGUAAUUUGCCAUCAACAGAACAAGACCUGAGGAACAACAGAUUAUUAGAUGACAUAGUUCAGAGCUUCCAAGCAGCAAGGCAAAAAUUGUGUCACUCAAAUUUGGAAUCACCCCCUAUUUCACCUGAAACCCCGGCUAUGAUGAUCAAAGGCAAAGCAGCAAGACAGAAGGGCCUCAAAAAGGAAGCAAACACCCUCAGUCAUUUUUUCCAGAAGAAGACCCCUAUAACUGCCUCGUCAAGGACCCAAACAAGUCUUGAGGUUCACAUGCCAGUCAAAUCGGAACCUGUGGAGCUGUGUGUUCGACAGCUAGGCAGCGUCAAGCAAGAAAAUGUGGAAGAUACAACGGGAAUGGUGAAAGACGAAAAGAUGGAUGUAACUGCUUUUCCUUCCACGUCACAAAAUAAAUUGCUAGUUAAAGUGGAUUGUCCUGUCUGUGGAGUAGGUGUGUCCGAACAGCACAUUAAUAAACAUCUGGAUAUGUGCUUGAGCAGAGACGAUAAGAAGGAGGGAUUGAGAAGUGGUGGAAGGCGAAAGGCGAUGCCUAAGCUCUUGUACACUUUGAUUUCUGUUCCAAAACUCAAGAAGAUGCUUAAAGAAUGCCACCUGUCCGCUCAAGGCAGCAGAGAACAGCUCGUGCGACGCCACCAGCAAUUCACCCACAUUUAUAAUGCACAGUGUGAUGCACUCAACCCCAAACCAGCUGGAGAAAUUGCCAAAGAACUUGAAAACAACGAGAGGUUAAAGAAUCAGUUGGAGAGUAAACGAAAACCUUUAAUCGUCACUACGAAGAAUCAGACAGCUGAAGAAAUUGAGGAGUUACACUCAAAGUACCGGAAGCAGCACAGUAGCGAAUUUUCCCGUUUGAUUGCCCAGGUCAGAGGUCGUCUGGAGACAUCCAAGAGAGCACAGAUCAAACAAGAAGAGAAGUCUACAGAGGAGACAGACUCCAAAGGUGCACCACGCAGCAUUCAGAACACUCCCCAGCCUCUCGUUUCUACAAUGCUGAAAGUAAAGAGUGAAGAGAUGGAGGGGGUAAUUGAGCUUCCAUCAAGAUCAUCAAGCCCUACAAUCAGUGAAGUGUCAGUCAGCAGCUCCAUCUCAGAUAUUUUCUGUUGAAGACAUGGCAGCAGCUUCUCAAGAUGUUGUCCCACAAAAAUCCCCACAUCCACAGUCAUCUAAUGAAGGCUUAGAGUCUGGCUAGUUUUUGUUGGCUUGAGUUGUAUCCCUAUAGUUCCAGCACAUCUGGAGUGCGUAAGGCCUUCUUUCAGCGAGGGAUUGCUCUUCUUUGAUGGAGUAGUGCCCCCCACUAUGAGGCACUCACUGGGGGAUAAGACUCAGGCAGUAGCUGCUCUCUUCCCAGUUCAGUUUUUGUCUAGAGACGACAUACACCCACCAUUACUUUAGAUGUGGUAUGGAAUAUUGUACUUGUGGGAUAGUGUUAUGUCAGACAUGAUAUUUAGACUGUUGUCAUGAUGAGAUAAAAAGUAUCUGUUGCUUUUCACUCUUUACAGAAAUUCUUUAGCCUGGUUAUUGAAGCCA
Molecule: messenger RNA, 1837 nt
Organism: Sinocyclocheilus anshuiensis
Lineage: Eukaryota; Metazoa; Chordata; Actinopteri; Cypriniformes; Cyprinidae
Product: E3 ubiquitin-protein ligase RAD18-like
Exons: 13
Coding region: 113-1414 (433 amino acids)
Biological process (GO): protein monoubiquitination; DNA damage tolerance
Cellular component (GO): nucleus; Rad6-Rad18 complex
Molecular function (GO): ubiquitin protein ligase activity; single-stranded DNA binding
Source: RefSeq, a predicted model, not a curated record